GGCCGCGGCGGCGGGAGAGCGCGGAGGCAGCGCCCGCCCGCGCCGUCCUUUGUGUGGCAGUGGUAGCGGUGGCGGCGGCGGCGCCUGGGCCUGCGCUGGCCUCGCCUGCCCCGGGUGGGGCGCCCGGCUCCGCGCCGCCCCUCCUCGUCCCCGCCCGGCGCGCGCCGAGCACUCCGAGCAAGAUGGCAACCCCGGCGGCGGUCAACCCUCCGGAAAUGGCUUCGGACAUCCCUGGAUCGGUGACAUUGCCUGUCGCCCCCAUGGCGGCCACUGGACAGGUGAGGAUGGCCGGGGCCAUGCCCGCCCGCGGAGGAAAGCGGCGUUCUGGAAUGGACUUUGAUGAUGAAGAUGGAGAAGGUCCCAGCAAAUUUUCAAGAGAGAACCACAGUGAGAUUGAAAGGAGGCGGCGGAACAAGAUGACCCAGUACAUCACCGAGCUCUCUGACAUGGUCCCCACGUGCAGCGCGCUGGCCCGGAAGCCAGACAAGCUCACCAUCCUGCGCAUGGCCGUCUCGCACAUGAAGUCCAUGCGGGGCACCGGGAACAAGUCCACAGACGGCGCCUACAAGCCUUCGUUCCUGACGGAGCAGGAACUGAAGCAUCUCAUCCUUGAAGCGGCUGAUGGAUUUCUGUUUGUAGUGGCGGCUGAGACGGGGAGAGUGAUUUAUGUGUCUGACUCCGUUACCCCUGUGCUGAACCAGCCCCAGUCAGAGUGGUUUGGGAGCACCCUCUAUGAACAGGUGCAUCCUGACGAUGUGGAGAAGCUGAGAGAGCAGCUGUGCACCUCAGAAAACUCAAUGACAGGCCGGAUCUUGGACCUGAAGACUGGGACGGUCAAGAAGGAAGGGCAGCAGUCAUCCAUGAGGAUGUGCAUGGGCUCCCGGAGGUCCUUCAUCUGCAGGAUGAGGUGUGGAAAUGCUCCUUUGGACCACCUUCCUCUAAACAGAAUAACCACCAUGAGGAAAAGGUUCAGGAAUGGCCUUGGCCCUGUGAAAGAAGGAGAAGCCCAGUAUGCUGUGGUCCACUGCACAGGCUACAUCAAGGCUUGGCCUCCAGCAGGAAUGACCAUACCCGAAGAAGAUGCCGACGUGGGACAAAGCAGUAAAUAUUGCCUUGUGGCAAUUGGAAGACUCCAGGUGACCAGCUCUCCUGUGUGCAUGGACAUGAGCGGGAUGUCGGUGCCAACGGAAUUCUUAUCCCGGCAUAACUCUGACGGGAUCAUCACAUUUGUGGACCCAAGAUGCAUCAGUGUGAUUGGCUACCAACCCCAGGAUCUUCUAGGAAAGGACAUUUUGGAAUUCUGCCACUCUGAGGACCAGAGCCAUCUGCGGGAGAGCUUUCAGCAGGUGGUGAAGCUGAAAGGCCAAGUGCUGUCGGUCAUGUAUCGAUUCCGCACCAAGAACCGGGAGUGGGUGUUAAUCCGCACCAGCAGCUUCACCUUCCAGAACCCCUAUUCUGAUGAGAUCGAGUACAUCAUCUGCACCAACACCAAUGUCAAGCAGCUUCAGCAGCAGCAGGCGGAAUUGGAGGUGCACCAGAGAGACGGGUUGUCAUCCUACGACUUACCGCAGGUUCCUGUCUCCAACCUACCAGCCGGGGUUCACGAGGCCGGGAAGUCUGUGGAAAAGGCAGACUCAAUCUUUUCCCAGGAAAGAGAUCCGCGGUUUGCCGAGAUGUUUGCAGGAAUCAGUGCAUCGGAGAAGAAGAUGAUGAGCUCGACUUCUGCAGCAGGAACUCAGCAGAUCUACUCCCAAGGCAGCCCGUUUCCCCCGGGACACUCGGGAAAGGCCUUCAGUUCUUCGGUGGUGCACGUGCCUGGUGUGAACGACAUCCAGUCCUCUUCCUCGACGAGCCAGAACAUGUCCCAGAUCUCCCGGCAGCUAAACCAGAGCCAGGUGGCGUGGGCGGGUAGUCGGCCGCCCUUUCCCGGACAGCCGAUCCCCUCCCAGUCCAGCAAGACUCAGUCUUCUCCCUUUGGGAUUGGAACGAGCCACACCUACCCGGCCGACCCCUCCUCCUACAGUCCUCUCUCCAGUCCAGCCACCUCCUCGCCCAGCGGGAACGCCUACUCCAGUCUUGCCAACAGGACUCCAGGGUUCGCUGAAAGUGGACAAGGUAGCGGGCAGUUCCAAGGGCGGCCCUCGGAAGUCUGGUCGCAGUGGCAAAGCCAGCACCACGGACAGCAGAGCGGUGAGCAGCCGUCCCACCAGCCGCCGGGUCAGACUGAAGUGUUCCAGGUCGAGCAGCAUCUUCAGAGACAAAGGUCUAGAACCCAGAUGUCACUCCAGGUCCGCAAAGGGGCAGGAUCCUUUUACAUAUGCAGAGAGGACAUGCUGCCCAUGCCAGGAGAUCCAACCCAGGGGACCGGCAACUAUAACAUUGAAGACUUUGCUGACCUGGGCAUGUUCCCGCCGUUUUCUGAGUAGCUGCGGACAGAGCAAGGCUUCCACCGGGCAGUGCCCCCCAUGCUGUGACAUCUACGCCCACGUGAACGGGGCCCCCCCCGCGCCCUGCUUGCCCUGCCGCGGGACCCCCCAGCAGAAGACAUCUCGCCCCCCGUGUUCCCCUCACUGCCGUGGUGUUGCUCAGCUUCUAACCCACAGCUGCAGCUGCUCGGCCACCGACCAGGAGCCCAGUAGACGUUGGGGGCUGGUAGUAUUUACUGUACUUCACCUGUCUGUGCUUGGGAGGCGAGCCCAUUGGGUUCUUAAAACCUGGUUGUGAAUAAUCUCA
Aethalodelphis obliquidens (Pacific white-sided dolphin) is the source of this 2733-nucleotide messenger RNA. RefSeq names its product aryl hydrocarbon receptor nuclear translocator 2 (gene ARNT2). The record is from RefSeq and is a predicted model, not a curated record. Gene Ontology annotation, biological process: regulation of DNA-templated transcription. Gene Ontology annotation, cellular component: nucleus; transcription regulator complex; cytoplasm. Lineage: Eukaryota; Metazoa; Chordata; Mammalia; Artiodactyla; Delphinidae. Gene Ontology annotation, molecular function: DNA-binding transcription factor activity; protein dimerization activity. The transcript is spliced from 20 exons. Bases 183 to 2426 code for a protein of 747 amino acids.